Molecule: messenger RNA, 2286 nt
Organism: Rubroshorea leprosula
Lineage: Eukaryota; Viridiplantae; Streptophyta; Magnoliopsida; Malvales; Dipterocarpaceae
Source: the annotation of a GenBank genome assembly
GUCUCUCUCUCCCCCAUUUCACCUUCCUCUUUUGACAGUCAUUUAUUAGAUUCCUCUGCUCUUUUGCUUUCCCAUUGGAUUGUACUGAUUCCCAGCUAAAUUGCCCAUCUCAAAAUCUGCAAUUCUUGUUGAUUUUUUCCUUUUUUUUUUCUUUGAUUUUUGGCCUUUGGACUGUAAAGACAUACAUCUCUUCUGGGUUUUUUUGGCUCUUGCUUAAAUGAGCAAACUUGCUUUCUGGGCUUGUUGCAGAAGAGCCUUUGAUAUCCAGUUGAAUAUGCCAGAGAAGGCUUGAGAAGAACAAUCAUAUUUUAAAGAAAAUUUUCUCUUUUUUCAGUUUCUUGAAUAUAUCUUGUUAUUUUCCAUUUUCUUCUCCCUUUCUGCUUGCCGAAUUUUAUCUCAAUUGAUAUUUCUUCACCUGAGGUUAAGGGAUAGACAUGGGCAAGCAAGGGCCUUGCUAUCAUUGUGGAGUUACAAGCACUCCUCUUUGGCGCAAUGGACCUCCUGAGAAGCCGGUUCUGUGUAAUGCUUGUGGGUCUCGAUGGAGGACAAAGGGGACACUUGCAAACUAUACUCCACUUCAUGCCCGAAUUGAACCUGAUGAUUAUGAGGAUCAUAGGACUCCUAGGGUGAAGAGCAUAUCUUUAAACAAGAACAAGGAGGUGAAAAUGCCCAAAAGAAAGCCAAAUUAUGAUAGUGUGGUAGUCCCACCCGAGUACAACCAGGGUUUUCGUAAAGCUGUCGAUGAAGAUACUAGUAAUAGAUCGAGUUCUGGGUCUGCCAUAUCUAAUUCUGAAAGCUGUGCACAAUUUGGUGGUGCAGAUGCAAGUGACUUGACAGGUCCAGUCCAAUCUAAUGUGUGGGAGUCAAUGGUACCUUCUAGGAAGAGGACCUGUGUAAAUCGUCCAAAGCAAUCUUCUGUUGAGAAGCUUACAAAAGAUUUAUACACCAUUUUACAUGAACAACAGUCUUCAUACUUCUCUGGAUCUUCUGAAGAGGAUUUGCUUUUUGGGAGUGAAACACCUAUGGUUUCUGUUGAGAUUGGACAUGGAAGUGUUCUAAUCAGACAUCCAAGUUCAAUUGCUCGAGAUGAGGAGUCAGAAGCUAGUUCUCUUUCUGUUGAAAACAAACAAUACUUAUUGAGUGAGGCUUAUUCACAUUCUUCAGGCCUCCUUGUACAUAAUGAUAGCAAGGAUUUAAAAGUUUCUGGUCGUGGAACUGAAAAGGCUAAGAACCCAAGUCAAGAAAUGCAGCAAGAGCAACUUAAGAGGGACAAGGCCCAACAUGAAAAAAUACAAAUUCUGGGAAGUCAUAAUUCAACCCUAUGUAAUAUAGACUUAAAUGUUAGUGUGAAUGGUUCCAUGAAUGUCUGGUUACUCAAUAUUCUUCCAAAGAAGGUUCACUAUUCAGACUUAAAGUUUUCUAGGUUGUCUCUGCAAUUCUUUCCUCAUUCCAAAUACUCCUGCUGUGGUGGGGUAACCUGAAUCUUGAACAUAUUGCACCAUUCUUGGUGUGUCUACUUUAGUAUCUUGCUCCCUAGCAGGGCAUGUUGUGCUAUAAUGUUUACAUGUGGUACAGGACAUUCUUAACCUUGAAGAGUUUGUGGAACACUUUACAAAUGAGGAACAGCAGCAAUUGCUGAAGCUUCUAUCUCCACCUGAUACAGCCAAACUCCCUGAUAGGUAUCUUUCUCCUUCAUGUUUUAAUCGUGCAGUUUGUGAUUGGCCAUGGAGAAUGAGUAAGGUGAUCAUAAUUUUUUAUGCUAUGUGAUCUCUGGAAAGAAUGAGCUUAGCCCAGCAGCAAAAGGAAAUGGUUGGCAGUGCAGAUUCAUGAGUGAAGGCUGCUUAGUUAUUAUUAUUUCUCAUGGCCAAAAUAUAUUGGGUUAUUGGAUAUUUGCUUUUUCACCUGCAGCCUCAAAAGCAUGUUUGACAGCCUUCAAUUCAAGGAGAAUUUAACUUACUUUCAGAAGCUACUUGAGGAGGGGGUCUUUGAUCUCUCUUUUGUUAGGAAAUCUGAAAGCAAUAGUGGAGGAUCUGUUGUUUCUAGAGGACCAAGUGUUGCUGGAUCAAAUAAUGUGGCAAUUAUCAAGAGAGCACGUGAAAACAAAAGUCAGAGUUUUCCAGGUUAGUAACUAUUUCUUUUCAACUCUUACUUUUAACAAGUAGAACUUGUUAAACUAAAUCUGUUAGCUGUAAAUAUGCUGGAAGGAGUUAGCUAGUCCUUUUGAAUUCCCAAGUGGAAAAAUCCCAACUUAGAUUAUCUGAUGAAAAAGAAAUGAAAUGAAAAUCA